Messenger RNA from Penicillium brevicompactum, 714 nucleotides. RefSeq names its product nicotinamidase. Lineage: Eukaryota; Fungi; Ascomycota; Eurotiomycetes; Eurotiales; Aspergillaceae. The transcript is spliced from 2 exons. The record is from RefSeq and is a predicted model, not a curated record. The coding region runs from base 1 to 714 and encodes 237 amino acids.
AUGGCACCAGAUGGCACUAUGAGAUCAGCCCUGAUUGUGGUGGACAUGCAGGAAGACUUCUGUCCUCCAAACGGGUCUUUGGCAGUACAAGAUGGCCGCAACAUCGCAUCCACCAUCAACCAUCUACUUGCAAAGCCCAGCUUUGCGACUCGCAUAUUCACCAAAGACUAUCAUCCAACAGACCACAUAUCUUUUGCCACCAAUCAUCCAGGGCCAGAUAAUAGGCCCUUCGAAUCUGUGGUCGCAAUCAAGAAUCCCGCUUCGGGCAAGGAGUCAGAAACCAAAGCACAGCGUUUGUGGCCAGUCCACUGUGUAGCCAAUACUGCGGGUGCCGAACUCAUUCCCGAGAUCAACAUAUCAACGAAUGAUUUAGUGGUGCACAAAGGCAUGCGCUCCGAUGUUGAAAUGUACUCAGUCUUUGCAGAUGCCUUUGGAAAUUGUGAUCCAGGAACGAACUCACAUUCUGUCAGCGUGGACGUUGCAGCGAUCCUCCGCAAGCAAGGCAUCACAGAUGUGUUUGUUGUUGGCUUGGCUGGAGAUUACUGUGUGAAGGCCACUGCAAUUGAUGCUGCCAAAGCCGGAUUCAAAACGUUUGUGGUUGAGGAGGGGACUAAGUGUGUUGCUCCUGCUGGCUGGGAUGACACCAAGGAAGAACUCGUGACUGCGGGUGUUCAUUUGGUUUCCAUCAACGAUUCUGUUCUCAAAGACUUAUGA